UUUUAAGGAUAAUAAGUUAUGACAAAAGCAUUACUUCUACUGUUUAUUGUAAUGAUAAAAACGGAAUCAAGCCAAAACAGACCCGUGGCUAAAGAAGUGGCGCCAUCUCCGCUUAGACAUAUAGCCAGACAACUUGAAAAUCCUUUGCCAAUGGAACCAGAUGACAACUUUGCCGAAGGAGGCAAUUUGAAAAUCUUACACUCGCCGUGUGAAUUUGAUUUGCUAAGGGCACUGCAAGGAUCAAUUGAUUAUUUUCCAAAACAUUGCCAGCCCAUUUUUCAGAAUCGUUAUGUGAAUGAGCAGUGGUAUCGACUAUAUCGCACAUACGAUGCCGAGGGCUUUGUAUUCGGUCAGUUCGCUGAACGUCUUCGGCGCUAUGAAUUUGACAGUGUUUAAACAAUAUCCGAGAGAUCAAUACUGUGAUAUCGUUUGAGUGAGCCAAGACGUGUAUGUGGUGAAGGUUUCAGGCAGAUUACACACUCCUCGGUGCUGCAAGAGAAGCGGAAGAUGUAAAAGAAAACAAUUUCACGUUGUUUUUGGGGAAUUUCUUUGUUCUUUUUCGUGUUUUUGGUAUAAAAAAUAAUACUUUACUUUACUUUACA
This is a messenger RNA of Drosophila willistoni, 602 nucleotides long. RefSeq lists its product as uncharacterized. Bases 19 to 396 code for a protein of 125 amino acids. The record is from RefSeq and is a predicted model, not a curated record. The transcript is spliced from 2 exons. Lineage: Eukaryota; Metazoa; Arthropoda; Insecta; Diptera; Drosophilidae.